Molecule: messenger RNA, 2317 nt
Organism: Dioscorea cayenensis subsp. rotundata (Guinea yam)
Lineage: Eukaryota; Viridiplantae; Streptophyta; Magnoliopsida; Dioscoreales; Dioscoreaceae
Product: peroxisomal acyl-coenzyme A oxidase 1-like
Exons: 14
Coding region: 101-2095 (664 amino acids)
Biological process (GO): long-chain fatty acid metabolic process; fatty acid beta-oxidation using acyl-CoA oxidase; lipid homeostasis
Cellular component (GO): peroxisome
Molecular function (GO): acyl-CoA oxidase activity; FAD binding; fatty acid binding
Source: RefSeq, a predicted model, not a curated record
UUUUUGGCCAUCGUUGUUGACUCUUUUUCCUCUUGAUUUUUCGAAGUUUUGGUUAAUUUUGAGGGAUUUUUUUUGGAUUUUUGGUGGGAAUUUGGGAGCAAUGGAGGGAGUUGAUCACUUGGAUCAUGAGAGAAGGAAGGCCCAGUUCGAUGUGGAAGCGAUGAAGAUCGUCUGGGCUGGCUCCAAGCACAAUCUCGAGGUUUCCGAUAGGAUGGCUCGCCUCGUCGCCAGUGAUCCUGUGUUUGAAAAGGAUAACAGGCAACGCAUUGAUCGGAGGGAGUUGUUCAACAACACACUCAGAAAGGCAGCGCAUGCGUGGAAACGCAUCAAUGAGCUACGUCUCACUGAGGAAGAGGCUUCAAAGUUAAGGCAAUUUGUUGAUGAACCUUCAUACGUUGAUCUACAUUGGGGUAUGUUUGUCCCUGUUAUAAAAGCACAAGGAACUGAUGAGCAGCAUAAGAAAUGGUUAACCUUGGCCUAUAAGAUGCAAAUUAUUGGUUGUUAUGCACAGACUGAGCUUGGUCAUGGUUCAAAUGUUCAAGGACUUGAAACUACUGCAACUUUUGAUCCUAAAUCUGAUGGAUUUGUCAUUCACAGUCCCACCCUUACGUCAAGCAAAUGGUGGCCUGGUGGCUUAGGAAAAGCUUCUACACAUGCGGUUGUUUUUGCUCGGUUAAUCACAGAUGGUCGGGAUUAUGGUGUACAUGGUUUCAUUGUCCAGUUACGAAGUUUAGAAGAUCAUUUACCUCUUCCUGGUAUUACUGUUGGUGAUAUUGGUACAAAGUUUGGAAAUGGAGCAUACAACAGCAUGGACAAUGGUGUUCUGCGAUUUGAUCAUGUACACAUACCAAGAGAUCAAAUGUUGAUGGGGCUUUCUCGGGUUACAAAGGAAGGAAAAUAUUUGAAAUCUGAUGUUCCGAGGCAGCUGGCAUAUGGUACAAUGGUUUAUGUACGUCAGGCCAUUGUAUCAGAUGCUUCUCGUGCUUUGUCAAGAGCAACUUGUAUUGCUGUAAGGUAUAGUGCUGUCCGCAGACAGUUUGGUUCACAUGAUGGUGGGCCUGAGUCUCAGGUGCUUGACUAUACAACUCAACAAAGCAGGCUCUUCCCAUUGUUGGCUUCAGCCUAUGCCUUCAGGUUUGUGGGGGAUUGGCUAAACUGGCUCUAUACGGAUGUCACCCGUAGAUUGCAAGCCAAUGAGUUCUCCACUUUGCCCGAGGUGCAUGCUUGCACAGCUGGUUUGAAGUCUUUGACAACCUCUGUCACAGCUGAUGGAAUUGAAGAGUGCCGAAAGCUAUGUGGCGGCCAUGGUUACCUGUGUACCAGUGGGCUUCCUGAGUUGUUUGCUGUCUAUGUUCCUGCCUGCACUUACGAAGGAGAUAAUAUUGUUUUGCUCUUGCAGGUUGCUAGGUUUCUUGUGAAGACUGUUUCCCAGCUGGGAUCAGGAAAACAACCCACAGGCACUACAGCAUAUAUGGGAAAGGUUGAGCACUUGAUGCAGUGCACUUGUGAUGUUCAAAAAGCUGCGGACUGGUUGAGACCUUCAACCAUACUGGAGGCUUUUGAAGCACGUGCUUUGAGGAUGGCUGUCACAGCUGCGAAAAACAUAAGCAUGGCAUCCAACCCAGAAGAAGGUUUUUCUGCACUCUCUGCUGAUUUAGUGGAGGUUGCAACUGCUCACUGCCAACUAAUUGUUGUAUCCAAGUUUAUCGAUAAGUUGCAACAAGAGAUCGUAGGAAAUGGAGUCAAAGAACAACUACAAAACCUCUGCAAUAUUUAUGCUCUCUCUCUGCUUCACAAGCAUCUCGGCGACUUCCUCUCAACUGGGUGCAUCACCCCUAAGCAAGGUGCCCUAGCAAAUGAGCAACUACGAUCUCUCUAUUCUCAGGUUCGCCCCAAUGCGGUAGCACUGGUUGACGCAUUCAACUACACCGAUCAUUACCUCGGCUCUGCUCUCGGCCGCUAUGAUGGCAAUGUAUACCCAACAUUGUACGAAGAGGCGUGGAAGGACCCGUUAAACGACUCUGUUGUCCCUGAUGGUUACUAUGAACAUAUUCGCCCUGUGCUUAAGCAAAAGUUCAGGGUCGCAAGGCUGUGAUCAAGAUCUUCCAUCUUUAUGUAUGUAAUAUGGAGUAGUACUGAUUUCCGAAGUUAUUACUUUUUCGCACUAUUGUGUUAAAUAAAAACAUAGCUAAUGUAACCUUAGAUCCCAUGAGCGGGGAUGAUGUCGGUUGUCUCCUAUCUGUUAUUUAAAGUUAUAAUAACAUGCUUGCGGAUCUUAAUAAAAACAGAUGAUGCUUUGGCUUCCUGGUUUCUAACA